CAACAUACAGAGUAGAGAACCAGUUCUGUCACUGCUGCAGGGCAUUUCAACCUGGCCCUAGUUUAGUGGUGUCUGACUGGCCCUGUGGUGAUCCCUUACCAUGCAGUCCUCUGUGCCAGAGCAGGACGACUCAUUUGACUUCCUUUUUAAGAUUGUCCUGGUGGGAGACUCAGAUGUGGGGAAGACCUGUGUGGUCCAGAGAUUUAAGUCUGGUGUCUUCAUGGAGAAACAGCAGAACACUAUCGGGGUGGAUUUCACCGUCAGAACCAUGCUCAUCAAUGGCAGGAAUGUCAAGCUGCAGGUGUGGGACACAGCUGGACAGGAACGUUUCCGCUCAAUCACCCAGAGUUAUUACCGCAGCGCCCACGGCGCCAUAGUGGCCUAUGAUAUCACACGUCGGCCAACCUUUGACUCUUUGACACACUGGAUCCAGGAAGUGGAACAAGACGGGGCUGCAAGCAUUGUGCUCAUCCUCAUUGGGAACAAGUCAGACCGGCAGGCGGAGAGACAGGUGCUGUUUGAGGAUGCCUGUACCCUGGCUGAGGGGCGGGGUGCGCUGGCCGCCCUGGAGACCUCUGCGAAGGAGGCCCAGAAUGUGGAGGCAGCCUUCAUGCUCAUGGCCCGGGAGCUGAUGGUGAGGAACGGCCUCGCGCUCACAGACCAACACUCAAAGGCCUCCCCACACUUCUUCCCAAACUCCCAGCCAAUCCAUGUCGCUGAUCCUACAAACAGGGAGUCAUGUUGUUGAGAGAAUUGACAGGAAGCGUGGGAGAGGGUUUGUGGUGCUGAUAACUUGGAAUCAACAUCGCCUACAGUCCCUUGACACUUGCCCUUGUAGAUGUAAAGCCACAAAGCCCACUUGUUUUUGACUGCUUACUUCUACAGGUGCUGUCAAGAAGUAUGCUUCGGGAUAGGGGAUGAGUGUACUAUAUUGUGUGGAUGUGAUAUGAGUACUCUACUGAUAAUGGCGACUAUCACUGCCACUGAGUUUUCCAGUAGUUUAAACAUGGCUGCCAGUAGUCAAACACUUGUUACCAGUACUUAAUGUUAAGUAUCCCUUGCCACCUGUGGUUUAUUUUAUAUGGGGGGAAUUAUGUAUUCACCUUAUGUUGGAUAUGUAACAAUUAUUUACAUAAACAGUGAGAUUUUCAUCCUGCUAAUGCUGAGUGUUAUGGUGUCCACUUUAGCUUCCCGGAGAUAAAGCCUACAGCUGGCCUUCCAGGGACAGGAUGUGGGGAGGUUGUACCUGUUAGGAGUAGAAUAAAGGCCUCAAUGGUUCUUAAACAUCCUGGCCUGGGAAAUUAGGCCAGGGUCAGGGGUUAAGAUAACGCCAGCAGAAAAUAAAGACAGGAUGAGCCCGAAGUGGCUCAUGGUGCCCCCCCCCAAUCUAUAUGGGAGAGGUGGAACCAAGCAUUCUGGGUAUUAGCUAUAUGAACUGCAUUGUCUGUAUGAUUCAGACUCUCAUUAUUGCAAUAAUUAAUAUUAAAUAAAGAUGAUUGUUUGAAGAAAUUA
Molecule: messenger RNA, 1512 nt
Organism: Oncorhynchus masou masou (cherry salmon)
Lineage: Eukaryota; Metazoa; Chordata; Actinopteri; Salmoniformes; Salmonidae
Gene: rab19
Product: ras-related protein Rab-19
Exons: 3
Coding region: 101-748 (215 amino acids)
Biological process (GO): vesicle-mediated transport
Cellular component (GO): trans-Golgi network; Golgi cisterna
Molecular function (GO): GTP binding; GTPase activity
Source: RefSeq, a predicted model, not a curated record